Molecule: messenger RNA, 4052 nt
Organism: Myodes glareolus (Bank vole)
Lineage: Eukaryota; Metazoa; Chordata; Mammalia; Rodentia; Cricetidae
Source: RefSeq, a predicted model, not a curated record
GGCAGAGAGCCUGGGGAAGGGCGGCGGCUGGGCCGAACCUGCUGGGCCGCGUCCGGUUCUGCGCAGGGCCCAUGUGCGACCGAGCCCCGUGGGUGCCGAGAACCUCCAGUUUCCUGCUGCGAACCCUGUAUUUCUUACCUGAAUCCCUUUCUCUGUAGCCCGAGUCCCCGACCCCCUGAGAGUCCCAUAUUUCCGGCCUGAUCCCCAUCUUCUGCAGCCUGAACCCCGUAUUUCCGGCCUGAUCUCCUCUUUCGCAGCCUCAAUCCCGAGUUCUCUGCCUAAUCUUCGCCCUUUUUGCAGCCUGGACCUGUGUCCUUUCUGAGAUCCCGAAUUUUCUGCUGGAAGCUCCGUAUUAACCCAGUUUUCCCACCUCAGCAGUGUGAACCCAUUUCUUACUCGACACCCUCCCUCCCCCCUUCGCAUGAAAUGCAAAUUUCUUGCUUGGUAUCCCAUCUCUGCAGCCUGAACCUGUGUCCUUGCUGAGAACUCAGAAUUCCCUGCAUGGAAAUUCUGUGCAUACUGAACCCGUUUCUUUCUUUUGGGACUCCCUCUUGCAGUUCAAACCCAAAAUCCUGCUCGAACCCUAUCCCUUGUGAACCUAGAGUUUCGUGUAGAGUCCCAGUAGCCCUAUACCUCUUAUAGCUUGACCUGUUAUUGCCGCAAACACUAUUUCCUGUUGAACUCCAGUUUCUGCAGCGUGGAUCUCAGUUCCUUAUGUGAACCCCAUCUUUGCUUCCUGUAUUGCUCCCCUUCUGUGAACCUAGUCCCUACUGCAAACUCCUUGCUCCUGCCUGAUUCUUCUUGAACCUCCUCCCUUGCUAUGAACCCAAUAUUUGCUGCACAAACCUUCUGGUACCUGAGCCCCAUCUUUUGUUUUCUGAUUUCCCAUACCUGCUUAGAAGUCCUUAUUUGCUUCCUGAACUUCCAUCCUUGCUGAGAACCCUGUAUUAGCUAUUAGCCCCCCAAUUCUGCUGCACGAAGCCCCUCUGGAAACCCUCUCCUUCUGUAAACUCUUCUAAGAAAACCCUUGUUUCUGCUUGCGGGUCUUCUCCUUGUCCCUGGUGUCCUUCCUGCUGCUUUGGUUCCCCCUCCCCCAUCUUUCCAUUUCUGUCCACAGCCCUGGCUGCCUCUGCCAGGGGUGUCAUGUUGUGAACGCCUGCAUCUGUCUCUGUCCUUCCAGGGAACGGGGCAGCCGUGUGUGCCCUGUGUGUGCUCUGGUCACCCUUCAGGCUUGAAGCUAGGAGGGUUAUGAGCGUUGACUGCAGUGACCGCCUGCAGCUCUUGUGGGUGCCCUGGGUGCGACCUGGAAGGGGGGAUUUGUUGAGUUUUACUUAUGGAAAACAAUGUAGCCACUUCCCCAGGUCCUAGGACCCUGCACUUGACUGUGUUGUGGCCAGGUUCUACAGUCUCCCAGAGACUGUGUAUGAGGCCAGCUUCUGCUCUUGAAGCUCCUGUUGCAAAUGUGACUGGACGCAAGCAAAUGCCUUUCUAAGCCAUCACACAUAUUUUGUUGCAGGGCACCUUUGGCGUCAGGCCCUGUAGCUCGUAGCUUCUCUCUUCCUACCACAGCUCCAAGUCAUGACGGAUGCCAAGUAUGUCCUCUGCCGAUGGGAGAAGCGAUUGUGGCCUGCGAAGGUUUUGGCCAGAACUGAGACUUCAGUGAAAAACAAGAGAAAAAAAGAAUUUUUUCUAGAUGUUCAAAUACUCUCACUAAAAGAAAAGAUCCAGGUGAAGAGCUCGGCCGUGGAGGUGCUGCAGAAAUCGCACAUUGAGAAUAUCGCUGCCUUUCUGGCAUCUCAGAAUGAGGUCGCAGCUACUCCCCUGGAGGAGCUGACCUAUCGACGCUCCCUGCGAGUGGCCCUGGAUAUCUUGAAUGAGAGGACAAGUUUGAGUCCUGAAAGCCAUGUGACGGAAGAGAAGCCCCACGCAGAUGCGGCCUUGUGGGUGCCCAGCGCUCGCUCUCCGUCCUUUUGCAGUGAGGACGGUGACAGUGUGGCUGCUCAGUGCACACCCAGGAGGGAGUGGCUCCCACAAAGUCUGUCGGGGCUGUCUGCAACUGAAGAGGACCACAGGACAGGCCUCACAAAGAAUGGAACCCUGAGAGCAGCAUUGUCUUCCCUCACUGGAGAUGGGUCUCAGGAUGGUUCUGGAUCCCGACUACACUGUGAACAGGACACUGCCAAGAAGAGGCGGAGGAAUUUGGGAGAGAAACCUACCCGGCGCCGCAGAACAGCGUCUUGCCUUUCCAAGGGAGAAAGUGUUGGAGAGAGCGAGGGACAGGCAAACAGCUGUGUGACCCCGGAUUCACCUGGGCUACUCGCUCAAGCCUCAGAAGAGGACCCCUGUGCCGGGGUCAAAGGCUGUGACCCGGUUGUGCCAUCAGGCAGCAGCAGGCUGCUCCCAGCCUCUGACAGAGGCAGAGGACGCUCCACAAAGAGGCCACGCUUGGAUGGAAACCAGAACCCACCCGCUAGGCAGCUGGCAACUGGAACUGUGGGGGCAGCACCCUCCCCUCAGAACUGGCCUGGGGAGAAUAUGGUGCUGCUCAGGUCUAGUGACAGGGACAAGCCAGAGGAAGCAGAUCCUGUGUCCUCAGAAGAGUUCACAGGGUUCAAGUCCAUCCAUUCCCUUCUGGAGGAGGAAGAGGAGGAAGAGGAGGAGCCACCCCGGAUCCUUCUGUAUCACGAACCACGAUCAUUUGAAGUAGGGAUGCUGGUCUGGCUGAAAUACCAAAAAUAUCCGUUCUGGCCAGCCGUGGUUAAGAGUGUCCGGCGGAAAGACAAGAAAGCCAGUGUGCUGUUCAUUGAGGGCAACAUGAACCCUAAGGGCCGAGGAAUCACCGUGUCACUUCGAAGGCUCAAGCACUUUGAUUGUAAGGAAAAGCACGCACUGCUGGACAGAGCCAAGGAGGACUUCGCCCAAGCCAUUGGCUGGUGUGUGUCACUUAUCACCGACUACCGUGUGCGGCUGGGCUGCGGCUCCUUCGCUGGAUCUUUCUUGGAAUAUUAUGCUGCUGAUAUAAGUGCGUAUAAGUGUUCUUCACCAUGGGGUCUGCCUUUGGUCCCCGAGAGGCUCAUCCUGAGUCUCCUGUUGUCCUUGGUGCACGCACCAAGGUGCCAGUGCCAUCCUGAGCAGAGUUCUGUGACCUCAGCUGCCCUCAGGGAUGCUCUGCAUCCUUGUCAGGUGGGCAGCUGUGUGCCAGGCUACCCUGUGCGCAAGUCCAUCCAACAGGAUGUCCUGGGGACCAGGUUUCCUCAGCUGGGCAGGGGAGACCCUGAGGAGCCUGCGGGGGACAGCCGGCCAGGACAGUGGCGGCCGUGCAGGAAGGUGCUGCCUGACCGCUCCAGGGCUGCGCGGGACAGAGCAAACCAGAAGCUGGUGGAAUACAUUGUAAAAGCCAAGGGUGCGGAUAGCCACCUGCGGGCUAUCCUGCACAGCCGCAAGCCCUCACGCUGGCUGAAGACAUUUCUGAGCUCUGCCCAGUAUGUGACAUGCGUGGAGACAUACCUGGAGGAUGAGGCACAGCUGGAUGAGGUGGUGCAGUACCUGCAGGGCAUCUGCCGAGACAUGGACGGGGAGGUGCCUGCUCAUGGCAGUGGGGACCGCAUUCGUUUCAUCCUGGACGUGCUGCUGCCUGAGGCGGUCAUCUGCGCCAUUUCCGCAGUGGAGCGCGUGGACUACAAGACGGCUGAGCAGAAGUACAUCCGGGGCCCUACUCUGAGCUACCGGGAAAAGGAAAUCUUUGACAAUGAACUCCUGGAGGAGAGGAGCCGUCGCCGUCGCUGACGCUGUAACCUCCACAGCCUGCCAGAGGGCUCUGCAAGAAUAAGAAUGUACUAGAAGCAAGAGGCCCAGAAGUGUGCUGACUUUGAACUGUGGGUCUUGCAUCUUCAUUACUGAGUCCGGGAUGUCAAAUGUCGUUGACACCAGAAACCUGCUGGCAGCUACGGACAGAGAUAUCUGGAAGUUUCUGUGCGUGUAUGCGCGUGUGUUUGUUUUUUGUUUGUUUGAUUUUAAUAUUAUUGUUUCGUUUAUAAAUGAGUUUGAAUGCA